ACCGAUUCCUGCUGCUCGUCUGCCUUCCUGCAGAGCCGGACGUCUCGUGGUGGGGGGUUCCAACGCGAGCGUAGCUCUGAGCGCGCCCCUCUCCCGUGCCCCGCCCCGCCUCUCCCGCGUGACAUCAUGUGGCGGCGGCUCACGCGCCCGCUGCUGUCGGCGGCCUCCACAGGUCCCAGGGGUGCAGAGCCCCCUUGUGCUGGGCUGAAGAGGUACAAGCUCCCUCCAGACUACAGCAACAUCACCAUUCCUGAGAGACCUAAGCUGAAGAUUGUCGACAAGGUGCCAGCCUUACCUAAAGUGGUACGGGAAUUCAGGAACUUACGGGAUAUCCGUGGCCCAUCCACAGAGGCCACUGAGUUCAUCCAGGGGCAGUAUGGCAUUCUGGCAUUGGGUGGUGGUUACCUCCAUUGGGGUCACUUUGAAAUGAUGCGCCUGACAGUCAACCGUUUUCUGGAUCCCAAGACCAUGUUUGCUCUGUGGCGUGUCCCAGCCCCUUACAAACCCAUCACCCGCAAAAGCCAAGGACAUCGCAUGGGAGGCGGCAAAGGUAACGUGAAUCUCUACGUGACAGCAGUGAAGACUGGCCGUCUCAUUUUGGAAGUGGGCGGGCACUGUGAAUUUGAGGAGGUGAAACACUUCCUUAUACAAGUAGCCCGUAAGUUACCCUUCCCAGCCAAGGCAGUCUCCUGCCAGUCCCUGAAAGAGAAGCACCAGAAGGAAGAGGAGAGAGCACACAACAACCAAAACCCAUGGACUUUUGAGCGCAUUGCCACUGCCAACAUGAUGGGAAUCCGCAAGUAUCUGAGCCCAUAUGAUCUGAAAUUUAAGGGGCAGUACUGGGGCAAAUUCUAUCUGAAAGACAGGAUUUAAUAACCAACCUUAGGUGAAGUUUUGGAGCCCUCCCUCACAUGCAUAGUUUUCCCCAAGCAACCAAAAGAGGCCCCAGUCCCCUCUUAUCUGUGAAACCAAACAUGGUUAUACCCAUGUGGGGUGCUGAGUCUUCCGAGCAACGCUGUAGUAACCUAUCCUUGCUCCGAAGGUGGAGGAGUUGUACAUGGUAGAGCUGGGGGCAUAAUGGGGGCUGCAGUAGCUGAUGAUUAUUUUGGAUUAAAAAAAUCUUUCCUACAGAGGCAAAGACUUCCCCUA
Alligator mississippiensis (American alligator) is the source of this 1149-nucleotide messenger RNA. It is a transcript of the gene MRPL16, whose product is annotated as mitochondrial ribosomal protein L16. Gene Ontology annotation, cellular component: ribosome; mitochondrial large ribosomal subunit. The transcript has 4 exons. The record is from RefSeq and is a predicted model, not a curated record. The coding region runs from base 127 to 873 and encodes 248 amino acids. Gene Ontology annotation, molecular function: rRNA binding; structural constituent of ribosome. NCBI's taxonomy places the organism in Eukaryota, Metazoa, Chordata, Crocodylia, Alligatoridae. Gene Ontology annotation, biological process: mitochondrial translation.